Molecule: messenger RNA, 2461 nt
Organism: Porites lobata
Lineage: Eukaryota; Metazoa; Cnidaria; Anthozoa; Scleractinia; Poritidae
Source: the annotation of a GenBank genome assembly
GAAAAUGAAAGUGACAUUGAAUCUAAUAGCGAUGACAGUGUUGGUAGAAACAAAUCCCUUCAAUACUCCCUCGAAGAAAGUGAGGAGGAAAGAAGUGACUCGACUGACAGGUCUGACAAUGAAAGCAACUCUGAUAGCGAGAUAGACAAAGAUGACAGUGCCUCCUUCAUUUACGGUGUUGAGUCAGCAGACCCGGUAUGCGUAAAACUCAAUGACUUAAUCCGCAGAGGAAAGAUUGAAAAGUCUCGUAUAUUUUAUAAAUAUUUGAAAGAUGUGCUUGAAGUUUAUUACGAUCCUCUGCACAAGUAUGAUAAGGAUGUUAUCGAAUUUUUUAAUUCCAUUACUUAUCUCGGAGGGAGGAAAGUCGCUUGCUUCAUUAGAGGCCCCAUUAACUGCAAGGAAGGAAGAGGAAGUCAUCUCAACACCAACAACGAAAAGAGGAUGAAUCUCGGGGGACCCGCAUAUAAGACAUGCCUCAAACAUCAAGCUGGCUAUACAAACAAACCUGGAGUCUGGAAACCGCUGUCGUUAGGCCAUCUAAGUCUAUUACAAAUAUUUAACUCCCUUCCAGUUCUCAAAACGGGUGAGCUAAUUGCAUAUCCCUGCUGUUUGGCCAACGAUGGAACCGCGCUUAAACCAGCUAUCGAGUUUGACGAAAGGCUUAAGGAAAAUGUGGGAUUAACAAGAAAUCUAAAAAUUGACUUCGUCAAAAGUAAUCCCCAACCUACAACAGCAUUUCUUAAAGAUAACUUGGUUACCGAGGCCAUCGUUUCCUCUGUGACCAGUCUUGAUAACAAAUGUAGUCUACCGUGCGCUAUAGAGUACGCAACAAAAGCAGGAAAGACUGCAGAAUCCUGUAAGGAAAUGUUCGAAAAGCAAGUACGAAUCCUGCAGACGUGCGAGGCUUGUCAAACGAGAUCUCUCGUAACAAAGCACAUUCUCGGGCAUUGCUAUGAACAGUGCCAAAGCUUUUGUGAAACAUGCUUUGGUAUGAAAGAACUGUGCGAAGAGUGCAAAGCAAAAGGUCAUGUAAGCUACCAUCCAGCAAUUCGUGCUUGCUCAUGGUGCCUUGAGAACGGUGCGCAGUGUGUAAGGAGAGUAAUAUUUGUUAUUGUGGCGGAUUGCGAAACAGGCAACAAAGGGGCUUUUAUACUGAUACGAAAGAGUAUCGAGGAGGGAACAAUAGAUGCUUAUCUUUCUCUCCUAAACCAUUUUACCCGACUGUCCCCACGUAGGAAAAAGCUUAAAGGCCUCCUUUAGUAACUGGUGGCUUAAGUUAUGUAAUGAGCGCGGCAACCUUGGCUUGCUUCGUACCCUUAGGAAUCGUGCCGGUAGUGCCACUAUGACCACAAUGAGGAAACUUGUUCAACGGAACGAUCACGUAAAGAACAAGGACCGGCAAGAUCCAGUUGCCGUACUGACGUUAUGUUCAGAAGAUUUAACCUCGUUUCUAUCUAACGUAGGUUAUGUAUGCCACACAAUCAUUCCGGAGCUGGACAAGUUCACGGAAAACAACCGUCUUGGGAUGUACCCCAGCCCUAUAAGUGUUGCCGUCGGAAAGUACGGAUGGCUGUUGUUUCUGACAUGGGACAGCAAGCAGGGCUCUUCAAUCCUUCAUCGUGCUCGUCUGCACAGCCCUGUUGACAAGAUAUCAGUUGUCAAAAAGAAUCUCCCUUCAAAUCAGGUGCAAUGUGUUCAAGAUGUAGCAUUCCUUUCUUCACAGGAUGGUCCUGUGUUAGUGGUUGAGCUUGAAAAAAACAACUGUUACCUUACACCAAGCAAGAUAACAUCAUCAAAGAGAUGGGACGAGCUGAAGCAACAGUUUAGCCUGACAAUGACUGGAACUUUGGUUGAAACUCGCAAGCAAGCUGAUCGUUUCCUACAAAGCAAAGAGAAGGAGUAUUCGACGAAUGGACAUGACAUGGAGCAAAUAAACUUCCAGGACAAAGCCGUGCAGGACCACAUUCAGGCAAUCACGCUGAUUGACCGCGAGCUUAUGUACCUGGCGGCUGCAAGCUCAAAGAGAAUUUUAAGCGCCCAACUUAAAUAUGACGGUUAUGGAAUCUGUGCCACAAAUGUCCAGGAAGUAAUAGGGUAUGGCGAGGGCUGGGAAUGUGUCACCAGUGUUUGUUUUUGGCGCAACAAGUUAUUUGCUUCACACGCUGAAGGAAUAUCUGUGGUGUGUCUUGAGUCGCAUCAAUGCCAUGCUGUCUACAGGUCAAAUCAUGCCAAAUGCACGGUGGUGCCCUUCAAAAAUGGUGCUCUCUUUACCGAUCAACAAGAAGCGACCCUCUACCAGAUCGACGAAGAGGAAAAUAUUCAUAUAUUUGCUGGCAGUGAAACAGAAGGUUCUCUUGAUGGACUUGUCGCAGAAUGCAAGUUCAAGCAACCAAUGGGAAUUGCGUGGAGUUUGACAACGUUGUCUACAUGUGUGAUCCACAGUCAAAUUGUGUUAAAGUGA